Messenger RNA from Haplochromis burtoni (Burton's mouthbrooder), 2759 nucleotides. It is a transcript of the gene vav2, whose product is annotated as vav 2 guanine nucleotide exchange factor. Gene Ontology annotation, molecular function: guanyl-nucleotide exchange factor activity; protein binding. The coding region runs from base 267 to 2396 and encodes 709 amino acids. Gene Ontology annotation, cellular component: cytoplasm. NCBI's taxonomy places the organism in Eukaryota, Metazoa, Chordata, Actinopteri, Cichliformes, Cichlidae. The transcript is spliced from 29 exons. Gene Ontology annotation, biological process: intracellular signal transduction; cell migration; regulation of GTPase activity. The record is from RefSeq and is a predicted model, not a curated record.
AUUGUUCUAACGUUUCAUGUCUUUGUUUUUUUCAGGUAAUCUCCGCUCUGUCGAGGAUCUCCCACCACAGCAUUGCACAAAUCAAAGGCAUCAGACCUUUUCCAUCGGAGGAUACUGCUGAGAAUGAGGAUGAUGUGUACCGGAGCCUGGAGGAGUUGGCAGAUGAACAUGACUUGGGUGAGGAUGACAUCUAUGACUGUGUGCCAUGCGAGGAUGAUGGGGACGACAUCUAUGAGGACAUCAUUAAAGUGGAAGUACGACAACCCAUGAUCAGAUACAUGCAGAAAAUGGGUAUGACAGAAGAUGACAAGAGAAACUGCUGCUUAGUGGAGAUUCAGGAAACUGAAGCAAAGUACUACAAGACUUUAGAGGACAUUGAGAAGAAUUACAUGAUCCCACUGAGGCAAGUCUUGAGUCCACAGGACAUGGAGGCUAUCUUUGUAAACCUGGAGGAUGUGAUCAAAGUCCACUUUGCUCUCUUGCGAGCCAUUGAAAUGAACAUGGUCAGUGGAGGAAGCGGCCUGGGGAAGAUCUUUCUCGACUUCAAAGAAAGGUUGCUGAUCUAUGGUCAGUACUGCAGCCACAUGGAGAAUGCCCAGAAGAAACUGGACGAGCUAAUAGCCACACGGGAAGAUGUCAGGAUUAAAGUAGAGGAAUGUACAAUGAAAGUGCAAGAAGGAAAGUUCAAGCUCCAAGAUCUUUUGGUAGUUCCCAUGCAGAGGGUGCUGAAGUAUCACCUCCUACUAAAGGAACUUUUGAGUCACUCAACUGACCGACCCGAGAGACAACAACUGAAGGAGGCUCUGGAGGCUAUGCAGGACCUGGCCAUGUACAUCAAUGAAGUCAAGAGAGACAAUGAGACACUGAAAAAAAUCAGCGAAUUCCAAAGUUCAAUAGAAAAUCUUCAGCAGGUGAAGCUGGAGGAGUACGGGAGGCCAAAGAUAGAUGGAGAACUGAAGGUGUGCUCCUCUAUGAACCGAACAAAACAGGACCGGUAUAUAUUCCUCUUUGAUAAAGUGGUCAUUGUCUGCAAGAGGAAAGGCUAUAGCUAUGAGCUCAAAGAGAUUAUUGAGCUGCAAAAUCAUAAAAUGUCGGAUGACCCGACGAACAACAGAGACAUGAAAAAGUCCUGUGGAAAAAUGUGGUCUUAUGGUUUCUACCUGAUCCAUCUGCAAGGGAAGCAGGGCUUCCAGUUCUUUUGCAAAACUGAGGAAACAAAGAGGAAGUGGAUGGAGCAAUUUGAUAUGGCCAUGUCCAACAUCAAGCCAGAGAGAGCCACAGCUAAUCAGCACAACUUUGAAAUGCACACAUUUGAUAAGAAUACCAACUGUCGAGCCUGCAAGAUGCUCUUGAGGGGCAUCUUCUAUCAGGGCUACUACUGCUCUCGCUGUGGAACAGGAGCUCACAAAGAGUGUCUAGAAGUGAUCACCAUUUGUAAAAUAAAUCCUCUUGACUUGGAGCCUGGAUUAUCACCUGGUCCUAAGAUGGUGGCAGUGAAGAACUACCAUGGCACACCGGUGCCUCCGGGGAAGACCCCUCUCUGUUUCCAAACAGGAGAUUUUAUCGAGCUUCUGAAGGGAGACCCGGAUAUCACAUGGUGGGAGGGAAAGCUGAUACAGACACAAAAGAGCGGCUUUUUCCCCAGUUCCUAUGUAAAGCCUUGUUUGGACCCAAAGCCCUUCCAGUCAUGCCGGUCGUCCUCAAGGGAUGCAGACUACUAUGGAUAUCCUUGGUUUGCAGGAAACAUGGAGCGGCAGCAGGCAGACAACCUUUUAAAAUCCCACUGCAGUGGGACCUACCUUAUCAGAGAGAGGACAGCUGAGGCGGAGAGGUUCGCCAUCAGCAUCAAAUUCAACGAUGAAGUAAAGCACAUCAAAGUCAUUGAAAAAGACAGCUGGAUACACAUCACCGAGGCAAAGAAGUUUGAAAGUCUGUUGGAGCUUGUGGAGUACUAUCAGUCUCAUUCGCUGAAAGAAAGCUUCAAGUUGUUAGAUACCACACUGAGAUACCCCUACAAGUCGAGAGAACGCUCGCUUACGCGGGCCAACACACGCUCACCAGCUAUUAUAAAGCAGACGGUUGGCCCUUUGGAGGGAGUAGUAGCAGCCACCUGUGCAUCCUACAACUUCUCCUUCCUCAGUCCACAGGGCCUCAACUUCUCCUCCUCUCAGAGCCAAGCCCCCUUUUGGUCAGUGUUUACACCUCGAGUGGUCAGCACAGCAGUGGCCAGGUAUAACUUUGCAGCGCGAGACAUGAGAGAGCUGUCACUGCGAGAAGGCGACAUUGUCAAAAUCUACAGCAAGAUCGGUGGAGACCAGGGCUGGUGGAAAGGAGAAGCCAAUGGAAGAAUUGGAUGGUUUCCUUCAACUUAUGUGGAUGAAGAAGGAGUGCAGUAAGGCUCAGAUGUUGCUGGUCUGGCUCCCUUUAAAUCAGGAACCAUCUUCUAUCUACUGUUCUCAGAGAAAAUUACUCAGUCUCUCCAGGAAAAUAACACAAGGGGAAAAAAACAAAAAAAAAAACCAACAAAGAACUUUUUUUGUUGUUUUGCUGGAUACUCAUUUUUCAGCGAGUGUUUCUACUCUGUUUAUCUUCAAUUAUGCAUCAGCUUUUGUCUUUGCUGGAUGUCCUGUUUAAUUUCUGUACAGGGGAAAAAAGGAAAAAAUGGCUUGCUGUCUGUCAGCCUCUGUGUGCUCUGCAGAGACUUUACUGAGGUCUGAGGACACAGCAGAAACUGACUGCUGAUAGCUUUACUUUGAAAA